Neocloeon triangulifer is the source of this 2172-nucleotide messenger RNA. RefSeq names its product isoleucine--tRNA ligase, mitochondrial-like. Gene Ontology annotation, molecular function: ATP binding; isoleucine-tRNA ligase activity; aminoacyl-tRNA deacylase activity. The record is from RefSeq and is a predicted model, not a curated record. Gene Ontology annotation, cellular component: cytosol. The transcript has 11 exons. NCBI's taxonomy places the organism in Eukaryota, Metazoa, Arthropoda, Insecta, Ephemeroptera, Baetidae. Gene Ontology annotation, biological process: isoleucyl-tRNA aminoacylation. The coding region runs from base 1 to 2172 and encodes 723 amino acids.
AUGCCUUCAGUACUGCAGAAAAUCGUCAAUGACAUUAAGCCUGGCGCUUCUCUUGAUUUGGUGGUGUGGACAAGCACUCUGUGGUCUCUGCCUGCAAACCAAGCAGUUGCAUAUGGUGCCGAAAUGGAUUACUGUAUUGUAAAAAGUGAAUCCGGAGAAGAACUUGUGUUAGUGGCACAAGAACUUCUGCCAAGUGUAGCAGAAAAACUCAAGCUUCAAAAUUCUCCAUUGGCAACUUUUAAAGGCAACAUUUUGCAAGGAGCCUUUUACCGGUCGAUGUUUGGAGAAGUUUUCGACAAAACGCAUGCACAUCACAAUGAAAAACUUCCCAUGAUCCCAUCAAGGCAUGUUACAAACACAGCCGGCACUGGAUUGGUCCAUAUUGCGCCUUGCCAUGGACAGGAUGACUUUUUGCUUGCAUUAGAACAUAAAAUUCCUCUGCGUCAGUCAAUUGAUAAGUCAAUGACGUACACCAAAGAGGCUCCGAAGGAUGUUCAGGGCUUGAAUAUUUUGGAAAAAAGCACUGCUGACCAAAUCAUGUCACUUUUAGAUGCCAACUUGAUGUUCUCUGAGCCAUUAGUUCACUCUUAUCCAUACGAUUGGCGAGCAAACUGCCCUGUCAUUGUGCUGGCAAGCAAUCAGUGGUUCCUCAGCACAGAAGCACUUCGACAAAAGGCUGAAGAUGCAUUGGCAAGAGUUAAUCAGUUUCCUGUACCAACUCAAAAUCCAUCACCUAUGGUAUCCUUCUUAAGGAAUCGACCUUAUUGGUGCAUCUCGAGACAGAGAGUUUGGGGGACACCGAUUCCUGUUGUUUACCACAAAAAGACUGGCCAGGCAAUUCUGCACAAGGAUAUAAUUGAAAACUUGUGCAAUUUGAUUGACAAGAAUGGCACUGACUGCUGGUGGAAAUGCAACGUUCAGGAUAUUGUCCCUCAGAGUUUAGUGGAUAAACUCGAGUUAAGCUUUGACCAGCUUGAGCUGGGAAAAGACAUUUUGGACAUUUGGUUUGACUCUGGGCUCACUUGGUCGUACGUUUUGGGCAAAACGGGUCAAUCCAAUUUGUGCAUCGAAGGCGCAGACCAGUACUCUGCAUGGUUCCAGACAUCACUCUUGCUCUCGACCGCCCUGCAAGCAAGGGCACCUUUCCAUAACCUCCAGAUUCAUGGUUUUGUUGUUGACGGCAAGGGUCAUAAAAUGUCAAAGUCAGUUGGGAAUGUCAUUUCGCCUAAGGACUUAACCAGAGGCACAAAGAGUAAACCUCCAAUCGGCAUAGACAUUUUAAGGUGCUGGAUUGCCACUCAGGCUGAUGGCAUUGAAAAAAUAAAUGCUAGUGAGGCAACUUUCAAGACUGCAACUGAAAUUGUUUUCAAAAUUAGAAAUUUGGCCAAAUAUUUGCUUUCAUAUGUUGGCCCACGAGUGGAUACAACAGAAGACACCUCAAAUUGGAAAUUUCUUGACAGGCUGAUGUUGCACCGACUUUUUUGCUUCCAGCAGCAGAUAAACAAUAAUUACCGAAGGCACAACCUUCAUUUUGCUACGAAAAAUAUGUUGAACUUCAUUGUGAAUGAUGCAACUGCUGUCUACUGCCACUUGAUUAAAGAUAGGCUCUAUUGUGAUGCCCUAGAGUCGCAUCAGAGGCAGCAAUGUGUCACAGUUUUGACUGCCACUCUAGACACCUUGUUACGUGCAAUGGGCCCCAUUGUGCCACAUUUGGCAGAAGAAAUCUGCAUGCACUGGGAAGGACGAGGUCGAUUCUUUUACACUCCUGCCUUUGACGUGCCUGAGAAGUGGAACCAGCCAGAGCUUGAAGAUAUAUGGGAGAAACUAGAGGCACUCAAAUACUCCAUCAAGAAAGCCGUCGGAAACAACUUUGAGCAGGAGUUUGGUGUUACCCUGGAAGUCCCACGAGACUUUUAUACUAUUCUCAAGAGAAUUCAGCCAGAAGACGAAUCUUGGAAUUCGGAAUUGUGUGACAUUUUCCUUGUAGCCGCCGUUGCUUUGCAGCCUGUGGCAGAAGAGGAGCCAAUGAGUAUUGACUUAUGGAAGUCUCCUCGCAGCCAGUGUUUGCGCUGCAGGAGAUUCACGGCAAUGCCAGGUGCUGAAUUGUGCGAAAGGUGUGAAGAUGUUGUAGCCUCUUUAUUGAAGCCGGACCGCAAAUCUUCGAAGGUUUAA